AUGGCGGCGGCAGCCCGUCUGCAGCGUCUCUGCACCCGGCACCGUGAUCUAAAGCCGCAAGCGGCUAGCCAGGCCGCCCUGGGAGCUCCGCCUCCGCCAGCGGGACCCAGCACGCUGCCUGGAGCCGUGCUCAGGGGGCCCAGGCCUGCUGGAGGCGUGGGGGCUGCCGCCUUCCGCCCCAAGAACCCCACGGGCCCUGCGGCGCAGUACCAGAGGCCUGGCAGGUGACCAGGCAGUCAGAUGCCCAUGGCUGGCUUGCAGGUGGGACCCCCUGCCAGCUCCCCAUUUGGCGCAGCUGCUUCACUUCGACCUGGCAUGCCACCCACCAUGAUGGACCCAGUCCGAAAACUCCUGCUUGUGCCCCAGGACCAGCCCCGGAUGCCUGCCCAGCGCCAGGGGUUAAAGAGGAGGAAGGUGGCAGAUAAAGUUCUACCUCAGCGAACUUGGGAGCUUGUCCCAGAGCCUCAGGCAUGCAUGGAUCUCUUGGCUUUUGAGCGGAAGCUGGACCAGACCAUUGCUCGAAAGCGGAUGGAGAUCCAGGAGGCCAUCAAAAAGCCUCUGACGCAAAAACGAAAGCUGCGGAUCUAUAUUUCUAAUAUGUUCAGUCCCAGCAAGGCAGAAGGUGAUAGUGCAGGAACCGCAGGGAUCCCGGGGGGAAACCCCGCAGGGGACAAGGUGGCUUCCUGGGAACUCCGAGUAGAGGGAAAACUGCUGGAUGAUCUUAGGAAACAGAAGAGGAAAUUUUCUUCAUUCUUUAAGAGCCUCGUCAUUGAGCUGGACAAGGAACUGUACGGGCCUGACAACCACCUGCUGGAGUGGCACCGGAUGCCCACCACCCAGGAGACAGAUGGCUUCCAGGUGAAACCGCCUGGAGACCUCAACGUCAAGUGCACCUGCCUGCUCAUACUGGAUCAUCAGCCUCCCCAGUACAAGUCGGACCCCCGACUGGGGAGGCUGCUGGGGGUGCACACACAGACGAGGGCUGCCAUCAUGCAGGCCCUGCGGCUCUACAUCAAACACAACCAGCUGCAGGACGGUCACGAGCGGGAGUGCCUCAACUGCAACCGGUACUUCCGCCAGAUCUUCAGUUGUGGCCGACUGCGUUUCUCUGAGAUUCCCAUGAAGCUAGCCAGGUUGCCGCAGCAUCCAGACCCCAUUGUCGUCAACCAUGUAAUUAGCUUGGACCCUAACAACCAGAAGAAGACAGGCUGUUAUGACAUUGAUGUGGAGGUGGAUGACCCACUCAAGGCCCAGAUGAGCAAUUUUCUGGCCUCUACCACCAAUCAGCAGGAGAUUGCCUCCCUUGAUGUCAAAAUCCAUGAGACCAUUGAGUCCAUCAACCAGCUGAAGACCCAGAGGGAUCUCAUGCUCAGUUUUAGCACUGACCCCCAGGACUUCAUCCAGGAAUGGCUCCGUUCCCAGCGCUGGAACCUCAAGAUUAUCACUGAUGUGAUUGGGAAUCCUGAGGAGGAGAGACAAGCUGCUUUCUACCACAAGCCCUGGGCCCAGGAACCAGUGGGGAGGCACAUCAUUGCCAAGGUGCAGCAGCAAAGGCAGGAACUGGAACAGGUCCUGGGAACCCACCUGACCUAACUGCUCAGGGAUCCCUUCCUUUCUUCCCAGCCCUGGAGCCACCCCUUCCUCAGCCUGGAAGGGGACCACCCUCUGGGGCACAGACAUGUAGGAUGAGGGGGUGAGGGGUGUCUCCUGUCACCCUCUGCUCCCCAGCUUUAGUUUCAUAAGUGUAGUGAUAGGAUUCCUUGUUGCUUGGUCCCCAAAGCCUUACUACUUACACGUUGGCUUUAAUUGGAUUCACAGCAGAGGCCUCCUCUGCCCCCUGCAGGCAGGCCCAAGUAGGACCUGGAGGCCGUGCUUUGACAUCAUAAUGGAGACCUUUCAGAACCAAAGGCCCCUGGCUUUGCUUGUUUACUGACCCCCCUGGGGCGAGUGUCAGCGCUGGCUCUGGGGAGCUUUGCGAGGAAGAGGGGCACAGCUCACCCUCUUCCUAGCCUUUCCAAACCAAAGUUCUUUGCCAUUCCUACCAGCCCAGCCUUGCUGCUGUUUUUUUUUUU
Lagenorhynchus albirostris (white-beaked dolphin) is the source of this 2072-nucleotide messenger RNA. Its product is annotated as SWI/SNF-related matrix-associated actin-dependent regulator of chromatin subfamily D member 2-like. The record is from RefSeq and is a predicted model, not a curated record. Gene Ontology annotation, biological process: regulation of transcription by RNA polymerase II. Lineage: Eukaryota; Metazoa; Chordata; Mammalia; Artiodactyla; Delphinidae. Gene Ontology annotation, cellular component: SWI/SNF complex; nucleus.